Molecule: messenger RNA, 506 nt
Organism: Drosophila ficusphila
Lineage: Eukaryota; Metazoa; Arthropoda; Insecta; Diptera; Drosophilidae
Product: MICOS complex subunit Mic10
Exons: 1
Coding region: 84-308 (74 amino acids)
Cellular component (GO): mitochondrion; MICOS complex; mitochondrial inner membrane
Source: RefSeq, a predicted model, not a curated record
CUUUCGAUUUGGUUAAUGUCACAUCAUCUGGCAGCAAAAACAAAUUCAUAAAUUUCCGAUAAUCAGCUGGAACGAGAGCAAAUAUGUCGACUGCACCCGAAGAUCGGUUGCGGGAAACCCUGAAUCGCUGUUUUUCCGAUUCUCUGGUGAAGGGAAUCGGAGGUCUGGUCAUCGGAUCGGUGGUCACCUUACUCUUCUUCCGGAGGCGCAUUUGGCCCGUUUGGUUGGGCACUGGAUUCGGAGUGGGAAUGGCAUAUCGUGGCUGUGAAAAGGAACUCAACGAGGUGAAGUUCUCCCAACGGAAGUGAUUUACAGAACAUUCGGAUACUUUAUUUUACAUAUGAAUACCUGUGGUUCGGUGGCUUGCGUUUAUGUGGAAUGUGGAAUGAUUUGAACACGUGAACUCGAUGAAAUUCGGCUUUUUACUGAGAUGCUGUAUACAAUGGUCUAUAAGAAACAAAAUAAACUGCAAAUCAUAUAAUAUAUAUGGUAUACGUUUAUCUAUC